Messenger RNA from Monomorium pharaonis (pharaoh ant), 8405 nucleotides. RefSeq names its product gamma-aminobutyric acid type B receptor subunit 1 (gene GABA-B-R3). The transcript is spliced from 19 exons. The coding region runs from base 1204 to 6885 and encodes 1893 amino acids. Gene Ontology annotation, cellular component: G protein-coupled receptor heterodimeric complex; membrane. Gene Ontology annotation, biological process: G protein-coupled receptor signaling pathway; gamma-aminobutyric acid signaling pathway. Lineage: Eukaryota; Metazoa; Arthropoda; Insecta; Hymenoptera; Formicidae. The record is from RefSeq and is a predicted model, not a curated record. Gene Ontology annotation, molecular function: G protein-coupled GABA receptor activity.
CAGACAAGGGUUGGCGAAUAUUACGGGGCAACAGUGCGCGGACCGCCACCACGCGACGCGGUUGCUCCUUCGCGGUGCAUCGCUCUGAGCAGGAGCGGUACCGAGAGAGGAUAUCCCGCCAGCAGGAUACUGGCAAUCCCCCGCGAGGAAGCUUGCGCCAGCACGAGGCCGAGUGGUUUUUCGUGAAGAAAAGGGAUAGAUCGGGCGCUCUGUCGCCGCGUCAUCGCGCUCAUUGCCGAGAGACAGAGAGAAAGAGGGAAGGAAUGGAAAAAGCGCAAUAAAUAUAGCUAGCAAUUUAGACGGGAGCACACGCGUCAUGUUUGAAACAAGCUCCAGGGACACGAUGCGUCAUUCCAUUAAUUUACCCGCCAAAUUGAGCGCGGGGAAUUGCGACUCUGUACUAACUUUUCCGAAAACAGUAUCGCCGGUGCAGCGCAAAUCAGUUCGCUGCGACUGAGACAAUUGUUAUACCGAAUUGAAUUUGGCGGCCGCGAAGGGCGAGUAACGCGAGCACGAGGCAAUUAAGGACUUAUGAAAGAUUUCAUUUCUCCCCCACCCUCCGCGUUACUCGGAGUAUCGAUACACAGGGGGAUAAAUCGUGAGACAUUUAUCCGACGCGACGUUCUAUCGCCGGCUGUGGGAGUCUAGCUGUUGAUUACGUUGUUUUAAUCGCUCGGAGCAGAUCUCUUGGUACCCGAGAGUACUCCGAAAAUAUUUAGUUACAACGAUACUAUGGCCGACGAGUGUCGAGAUAAUCCUGAAACACAAUCGCUACCGUGAAACAAUCAGAGAGGCCGACCCUGUGGAAUCAAAGGGCGCAAGCUCGAUUGGACACUCCGUUCGUUCCCGUAAAUUGGAUCUGUCGCGCGAUACACAAAUUGGACGCACUGUGAUGAAGAAUUUCAGUGACACUUUCCCGAAAGCCGACGGCCGAGGGUGCAUCGAGAUUAAUCGCGCGAAGUAUCGCCGGGCCGCCGAAUGCUAAUCCCAAUUGCGUUGACAAAAACGGCACUCGAAACGUGGCAGCGGAGGGUAAUCGGAAGGGAUCCCGCCUGCGUGAAAGUUAGCAGAGAGACCGUCGGAAUCAAUUUCUGGUGAAACCGUGCGCAAGAGAAAUGUGGCCAGGAGAGGAAUGCCGCACAACUUUACGAUGAGGAGGAACCGGAAGAGCGCCUCGAGUCGUCACAGAAUCGACGACUGAUUAUGACGCGCGUCCGCACGCGGUGGCAUUUCUCUCGUCUCCUCCUGUUGUUCUCUUCCUCCGAAGCCCUCCAGGCACGGCACUGCCUGACCCUUCUCCUUCUCGGUCUUACUUCUCUCUGCACAGGCUUAUCGUGCGACGAGAAGGCUAGGCCCCAGAACCCCCGUGACCUGAACGCGCUUCCCAGUUACGUCGAAGCACAGAGAUACUCGGAGCGGAGGGACCUCGACGCUCCCAGAGUGAUCCCGGAAUGGAUACGACGCGAAAACGAAGCUUCAGGCAUGGCUGGUCAAAGUGUUAGCGACGUGGCCAGUGACGAUCAUCUUGGUGAUUCGCCGAAACUUCAAAGGGACCGCGAUGAAUCCAGUCCGUCAAUAACCAAACGAGCUUACCUCGGCGAUGAUAUCGUCGCGAGUAGCGAUCAAGUGCAUUCUGGAUCUACGAGUAAUUAUCCGAAACGAAAAUCUGACGAUCGAUUAAGUGAUUCCGCGAAGAGUCGCCAAGUUCGUGACGGAAUCAAUUUUCGAAGUAUGAGGCAGCGUGAGGAAAGUUCGGCGAAGAAUUGGCUGAGCAAUCUGGUCAAGAAGCAACGCGAUGUGCCAACGCCACAACUUACUCCUUAUUACACUGUGAAUCAGGCUGUGAACGAAGUCCAAUUUCGCGAUAGUGAUAAUGAAGCAAGCUUGAUUAUUUUAGACGGAUCUAGCCGAAGUGCCAGCAAUCUUCCCGGGAACAGCCCCGCUCGCGAUCGCGAUGCCGAGGACGCACUAAUGGAACUUCCGAUCGAUCGGUUGCAUUCGCGCGUGGCUCCGAGUGUCAGUCAUCCGACGGAGGCGGCGAGAAGUCGACGACAAGAGACUCAGUUUCGUAAUGGACUCAGUUCCGAAGCGGAACGAGUAGUAGGUCUGAACCCCGAUAAUUUAUUCGCCGAAACUUCCGUUAAUCGCGCGAAUAAACGCGCGAGUGGUUAUUCGGUCGAUCAUCGAAGUUCGCGCGGCGGCGAGGCCUCAAGCCGACCGAGCGAGCGCGGUAUUGACGUUGCUGCGGAGCGUAGCGACGAUCUCGCGGCUGAUCGAAGCGAUCGCGGGAUCAUCGGCACCUGGGCCGCGAGGCAAACUCAUUUGGACCGUCGCAAUAUCCACUCGCUUGAUUAUCGAAGCGGCGGUAAGCGCAGAACCGAGAACUCGGCCGACUGGCUUCACGAGAGCGCCGAUAUCGCAAUAAAUGACGUUCGUAAUGAGUUCACGAAUGCGAACGCGAACGAUUCAAACGUCAAUGCAGUCGCAGUUGCCGAUGACUUCGACGAUGUUAGUCGCACCAUCUCGAUUCAGAACCAGGUCGAACUCGACGGAAUUUCGGAAAUCGAGAAUCGAACGUCCAACGACUCGGAAUACGUCGACGGCUCCUUGGAUCUCGACGGAGAGGAAAUCCGCCCUGCGAAUUGUCGUAACGUCGCGUGCUCUAAGUCGAGCGAUGACGAUUCGGUGAUUAGAAUAAAGAACUUCGGCGAAGCGGAGGAGUUUGACGAGGAUCGAGGAUACGAGGACGAGGAUCGGUUUGCGCAAAUAGACGAGGUAUCGACAACAGCUGGCAAUGACAGCUAUACCGACGACAUCAAUGUCGACAGCGAAGCGCCUUUCACCGGCUUCGAGGGUUCUCAGAAAUUUCCCGUAAAAAUCAAUCAUCACAAGUCGCCGUCGGUGUCGUCGCAAGUCGAAAAGUUUGACAGGCGGCACUUCGGUCCGCAUAAGGAGGACAUACUUGAAGAAACAUCUACAUGGUACCCGAGUACCGUGCUUCUCGACCUGCCGAAGAGUCCCAGCAGAGAUGCGCCUCAUCGCAAAACGAACGACGGUUCCGACGGCGUCAUAGACAAGCUGGACGAGAUGGACAAUAGGAGCGAAGAGACGACAGAGAUCGACGAGGAACGGAAUAAUACUCAUGGCGAAUCGUGGCUGCCCGGCACCGACGUACCGGAUGAGCGUUUGUCGGUUUUCUCGGGCACCAAGUCGAACUCUGACGAAAGACUCACGGUGACUUCGAACGUCGCGGACAGUGAGUUCGAGAACGCGACGCGCAACAAUUCCGACAGCGGAGCGGAAAUCGAUGUAACUGUAUCAAGUGCGAAACCGACAGAGAAGAUGAAUAUAACUAUCUUGGGUCUCUUUGAGAUGACAUACGGGGCGGUACCAAGACCGGAAGGUGCCAGUGAGCUUCAAGCGGCCAAAUUGGCGGUCGAGCGUGUCAACGAGUUGGAUAUCUUAAAGCGCUUUCGUCUGCGCCUCAUUUACAACGAUACCAGGUGUGACUCUGGAGUGGCCGUGGAUAGAUUCUUUCACGCCUUGUACUCGACGAGGAAGAAGCAUCUGAUGCCAUUCUUACUCGGCACCGCUUGUUCCGAGGUAACCGAGACACUGGCCAAAAUCGUGCCCUAUUGGAACGUGAUCCAGGUGUCAUUUGGCUCGACGGCACCUGCACUCUCGGAUUCCAACGAGUUUCCCCUGUUCCUGCGAACUGUCGCGCCGGAUUCAAGUCGCAAUCCAGCCAGAAUAGCAUUGAUCAAACACUUCGGAUGGGACACCGUCACCGCACUCUCGCAAACAGGCGACAUGUACUCCUUGGCAGUGAACGAUCUGGUCACGGAACUGGAGCAAGCGAAUAUCACGUGCACCGCGACCAUCACGUUCGCCGAGAACGAUUACAAGGAGCAGCUACGAACUUUGAAGGAAUUGGACACCAGAAUCAUUAUUGGGAGCUUUUCACCGCGAUUGGCUCAACGUGUCUUCUGCGAGGCCUGGAAGCUCGGGAUGCACGGCGGCGAUUACGCGUGGAUUUUGCCAGGUGAAACCAUCGAUUCCCUGGGAAUAACGGGCGAUUGGUGGCACGUCGGUGUCGGAGAAUGUUCGCCUUCUCAGCUGUCACAGACUCUGGACGGUUUAAUCAUUGUCAAGAGCCACGCCACGGUUGUGGGAAACGAGACCAGCGCGUCGGGACUGACCAGCAAAAAAUUUACUUCGGAGCUGAAUAAUACAGGCGUUGCGCACUCAAAAUUCGCGGGUCAAACUUACGAUGCCGUGUGGGCUAUGGCAGCCGCUCUCGCCGAAACUGAAGUCCUUCUAAAUCGGCGAAACGAGAGCAUGGCACAGUACACGCACAAGAGGAAGGACAUCGUCACGCUUCUACUGCAGCAGCUUAAGGAUCUGCGCUUUAUCGGAGUUUCGGGGCCGGUUUCUUUCGAUGACGCAGAUCGCGUUGGUAUCACGGCGUUUUAUCAGAUGCACGGACACGAUAUUAAGAGAAUAGCUAUCUACACUCCCGAAGAUGAGAAACUGAUAAUGAACUGUCCAGGAUGUGAGGCAACAAGAUGGCCCGGAGGGCAAGUACCAGCGGCUCGCAGAGUCUUCCGAUUACGAAUGGUGACAGUGGCACCAGCCGCGUUCCUCGCUAUUACCUGCAUCGCUAGCGUUGGCGUCACCCUGGCACUCGCUUUUCUGGCCUUUAAUCUUCACUUUCGCAAGCACAAAAGCAUAAAACUUUCAAGCCCGAGGCUGAAUAACAUGGCAGCCGUUGGUUGUGGCCUGGUCUACGGUGCCGUUAUACUUUUGGGACUGGACGACGCCACGCUACCCGACAGCGAUGGUUAUUAUCCGACGGUGUGCAAGGCGAGAGUGUACUUGCUAUCGGCCGGCUUCUCCUUAGCUUUUGGCUCGAUGUUCACGAAGACUUAUCGGGUACAUCGAAUCUUCACUAGGAGUCGGAGCGGGGUCGUCAAGAACAAGCUGCUCCAGGAUACCCAACUGAUAUUCUUAAUCUGCAUGCUUCUGGUGAUCGAUGUCGUCGUGGUGACUCUGUGGGUGAUUUUAGACCCAAUGCAGCGUCACCUGCAAAAUCUUACUCUGGAGAUAAGCCCACAGGACCGAGGGGUCGUCUAUCAGCCCCAGGUAGAGGUGUGCCGUUCGCAGCAUACGAACGGCUGGUUAAGCGCUCUCUAUGUUUACAAAGGUUUAUUACUCGUCGUUGGAGUUUACAUGGCCUGGGAAACAAGGCACGUAAAGAUUCCAGCCCUAAACGACUCGCAAUACAUCGGUAUGAGCGUGUACUUCGUAGUAAUUACCUCGGGUAUCGUCGUAGUGCUAGCCAAUCUGAUGCCCGACCGCGCGACCCUGGCCUUUGUCACGAUCACUGCCCUGAUUCUGGCCUCGACUACGGCGACCUUGGCGCUCCUCUUCCUGCCCCAAUUGGCGAACAUCCUAGGGGGGGAGAGGGCUGAUCCGGUAGUGCAGAGUCUCGGCCUCAAGAUCGAAUGCAACACGCGUAGAUUCGUCACCGACGAUAGAAGAGAGCUACAGUAUCGCGUGGAGGUGCAAAACCGAGUUUAUCGUCGUGAGAUGGCACAGCUGGAAUUGGAAUUGGCCAGAUUGGAAAAGCAACUGGCGCAAGAGCCAGUGGAGCCGUCGCACACCUCAUCAAGCGCCUCGAUCCCACAACGAAAUCCAAGUAUCGGGGGCGGGUUACCUCUUUUGUUGCUCAGUGUUUUACCGCCGGUUAUUCCCCGAGCCAGUUGGCCCUCCGCAGAUUCAUCCGGCAUGCGUCGCGGUACCGUAGCAUUUAGCAGUCAACCGGACCUGGAGCCCGACGAUCCCAGACAAAGCCUGGCCGACCUUUACAAGCUACAUCGUCGCCGCGAGACCGAGGGUCCGAAUCGGCUGGGCGUUUUUCAACGACUCUUCAGUCUCUUCGGCAGCAGGCCUAGUAGCAGGAAAACCUCCACAGCGUCAUUCACUGGAGUCGCAUCGGCGCUUCGAGUCCAUAUGGGUUACAUCGCUGGUUUAGUGCCCGGCGCAAAAGCUGCCUCUACUUGCCAGGUGGAUGCCCAAGGCACUCACUCGCCUCAUACGCGAUGCGGUUCAGGGCCAAUAAUUAGCAUUACCAGCGAGGAAGACCGUAGGUUGAGCCUAGGGUUACGUCGCAAGGAAAGUAGCGAGCCUAAAGUAAAUUUCAGCUUACCGCCACAGAUGAGUACGAGCCAAUCGUCCUCUCGAGAAAAGAUACGCGGCUCUCCUCGGUUUCCUCAUCGAAUAAUCCCAGCGAAUAGUUUAAACGCUAUUGUACAAGGUACAUCGAUUACAAGAUCGCACCGUUGGCACUCGAUGGAUGAUGCGACGAAACCAAAGAUUAGCCAAACAACGUCUCAUGGUUCAAGCAGUUCCAAUUCCGAUGUAUGGGCAAGCGAAAUCAAGGUUCCUUUCAGCAAGUUGGCCAAUACUAUCAGAGCCAAGAAACCACCGGAUUCCUUAGCCCUGACUGUCGCUGUAGACUCGAAAAUGAGUCCAGUCGAUACAAGGCUGGGCAGUGAUCUGAGGAAACUGUUCAGGGAAAACGACAGCGAAGAGGCAGUCACUCCCGUCGAACAGGAACUGAAGACGACACAAUCGAGCUCGUCGUCCUCUUCGUCCCUGAAGAUAAUCGGUGCCACUAGCGAUUCCGUAUCUUUACAGAAUGAUUCCAUCUCGGAGACUCAACACGAUACCAUUCCAAACUUUCAUCAAGAAUCGAGACCUCGUCCAACGAGCCCCGUGAUCUCGGUGGUUGACACGGAUAACUUGGAAGAGGAAUCGAAUGUUAAUGUCGACAGUCACGUCGAUACUUCCUGUGAAGAGAAGAAACCGACUUCUGUUACAUAAAAUAUUCUGAACGUGAUGAUAACAAUUUUAUCUAAGUGAUAUAACGUUUAUUAAAAUUUAAGAGAGAGAAAAGAUAUAUCAGGGAGAAAACUGCGUUGAUUUUUUGUGUUCCACUCGCAACACCUAGCAUUUCGAAGUCCUUUCGAAAAUGAGACAGCGAUUCUAUCAAAAUUGCUAAUUAUCGUAGCCACUUAGACAAUCUAAAACAAAUUGAAAAUCUCUAAUUAGAUGUUUCGUGUGAUAGACGAAGGCAGCGUGAUAAAAGAUAAUUAAAGUGAUUAGGGUUGAUUAGAGCUUUCGCAACAGAGUCGGUAUACAAUACACAUAAUAACAAUAAAAUAUAUAGUAUAUAUGAGAUAGCUUUAAAUUGAUAUUUCAAAAACCGGAUAGAUCUUUCGAUAGUCAAUUCACAAUCCAACGUUAAACAGUGGUAAUAUUGUUUAUUAAUUAACGUGUUUAUUGUUUAUUAAUUAAUUAUAAUUGACUAUUUAUUAAGCAUUAUACGAUUUAGUAGUGUCAGAAACUGUGCAGUGGAACGCUAUAAAAUCGACACUAACAAUGCAAUAUAAAUCAUCAAAGGGAAAAGACAAUAUAGACACCCGGCUCAAUUUGACGCGAGAAUUGACUUUAUUCGUGCUCAAAAUCAAUAAACGGAAUAGUGUCUCAUAAUCAUGUGAAGGCUCCACAAAAAAUAACGAACGUGUAAAUAUAUACAUUUCUUGUCCGCGUAAUGCCCAAAUGUGAGGGUCACGGACCAAUCGCAAUGUAAUCUCAAACAUGUGUGUUCGUUAGUAACUGUGCCAAAAAAAAAGAAAAAAGAAAAGCAAAUUUAAGGCCCGUAAGAGUAUACAUUUGUCUUGGAGGAUUAUAAAAGGGACCAACGCUUAUAAUAUCCUUCUCUAUUUUUUACGACAAAUGAGUUCAGUAAUCUCUUGGCCCUAUUAUAAAUUAUAUAUCGUAAAAAAAAUAUUAUUUCUAAAAAUAUACUAGUUUUAACUUGUUUGAUAACAAAAAAAAAACACAAUAUUCUGCAAAACACUCGAAAUCGAUGAUAUAUUCACCAGAUAUAUUAUAUAUAUACAUUUAAAGAUAGAAUACUUUCGCAACUAUAAAAAAACUUUAAGUAUUUUAGAAAAGACAAACUAUAAAUACUCUUACGGGACUGUAAUCAAAGUGUUCAGUGCCCCAAAACCUUUUCUCUAGUACCUGCGCUCAUGUGUAAUGAAAAUAUAUCUGAUCGAAGUAAAGCGACUUAAAAUAAGAGUGCCACAUUUUGUUUGUAACAUGCGUGAAAAGUACCGAUAUUUUCAUGCCAUCGAGUAUAAACGUAUAUACGUAUUAAUAUAUAAAUAAGACAUGUGGCGAGGACAUAUUUCCUUUUAAAAUCUUGCUAUCCGGCUGAUUUCACUCGGAUAUCUUGAUGUGUCAAUCAAUAAAAAAAACUUUAUCAAUUAAGCAAUAAUCAGCAUUGUCUGUGCAAAUAAGAAAAUGAUGUAUAAUAAAGAACUAUAUAUAUUCUA